Messenger RNA from Parnassius apollo (apollo), 1281 nucleotides. The record is from the annotation of a GenBank genome assembly. NCBI's taxonomy places the organism in Eukaryota, Metazoa, Arthropoda, Insecta, Lepidoptera, Papilionidae.
AUGAGUCUUCCACUUCAUGUAGAAGUAGUUAAAAAGAAAGGGAGUUUUAUGAAUAAAAAUAUUUUAAAAGUAUUAGUGCAUAAUUUUUUAUCAAAUUUCAAUACUUUGACUCCUGGUGCAACAUUAGAUAAUAGUGAUCUAGAGGAAAAUGUGCAACUUUUUGAACAUGUGCAGUCUAUUACAAUUUGUGACGUAGAACAUGAUUCCGAAGUGGUUACAAGUGAAACUGAACUCUUGUACCAUGUGUACACACUGGACUCUUUCGGUGCUGAAACCGACACUAUGAGUGAUAAUUCUUCCGGCGAGGAGCUCUCUGUAGCCGAUGUAUGGGCUCUUCCGGCCAAAGAGUUCCACGGUUUGUGGGAAAAUCUCAUAUACGACUCAAAGCUUAAGGAAGAUACGUUGCGAUUCGUAGAGACUGCUUUCGAUUUCGCUGAUCGCGGCGUGGACCCUAACAUCGUCAGCUGGAAUCGCGUAGUACUGUUACACGGUCCGCCCGGCACGGGCAAAACCAGUUUGUGUCGUGCGCUGGCUCAGAAGCUGGCCAUCCGUCUCUCGGAUAGGUUUCCUCGGGCGCGUCUGUUCGAGAUCAACGCGCACGGCAUCUUUUCUAAAUGGUUCUCAGAGAGCGGUAAGCUCGUGGCGAAGCUUUUCGAGCGCAUCCGCGAGAUACUCGAAGAUCCGCAGCUGCUCGCGUGCAUCCUCGUGGACGAGGUGGAGUCGCUAACGCACGCGCGGCGCGCGGCGCUCGCCGGCCUGGAACCGUCGGACUCGAUCCGCGCCGUGAACGUGAUCCUGACGCAGCUGGAUCGACUGAAGCGGCAGCCGAACGCGCUCGUGCUGACAACUUCGAACGUGACGGGGGCGAUCGACGUGGCGUUCGUGGACCGCGCGGACAUCAAGCGGCUGGUGAGCCCACCGUCGGAGCGCGCGGCGUACGAGAUCCUGCGUGGCUGCUGCGACGAGCUGAUGGCGCGCGGGGCGGUGGUGCCGCGCGAGUCGCUGUUCCCGCUGCGCGUGCUGGAGGCGGCGCGUUUCGUGGAGAGCGACGGCUCGCGCGCCAGUCUGCGCCUGCGUGAGCUGGCGUGCGGCGCGGCGGCGGCGGGCGCGUCGGCACGCGCGCUCCGCCGCCUGCCGCUCAUGGCGCGCGCGCUAUUGCCCGGCGCCGAACCGCCUGCGCUGCCAAGCUUCCUCGAUGCGCUGCACGCCGUGCUGGCGCAGCAACUACUCGACGCUAGGGACAUCUGCCACAGCCCCACUCCCGCAUCACCAGCUUCCUAA